CACACCGUUGUGUAUUCAUAUUUCCCACCCGAUUCGCGUAUACAGUUUUUUUCAGUUGAUGCCCAUUGAUUUUUCGCUGCUCGUCAUUCUCCGCAAGAAAACAAAUCCGUUCAGCACAGAAAGCCAAUCGGCUCCGCAGAGAUGUCGGAGAGCGCGGUGCCAGCUAGCAACGCCAGCGGCAACGCCAGUGAGAAAAUGGCCAGCCUGGUGCGGGAGGCGGAAAACUUGAAGGGAAAACUGGAGGAGGAACGCCAAAAGUUAAACGACGUCAACUUGGCUAACAUUGCGGAGCGCCUGGAACAGAUUGCCUAUGUGAAUAUUAAGCCGCGCAAGGUGCUUAAGGGACACCAGGCGAAGGUCCUGUGUACCGACUGGAGUCCAGACAAGCGCCACAUUAUCUCCUCCUCGCAGGACGGACGCCUUAUUAUCUGGGAUGCGUUUACUACAAACAAGGAGCACGCUGUGACCAUGCCCACCACCUGGAUCAUGGCCUGCGCCUAUGCCCCUUCCGGAAACUUUGUGGCCUGUGGCGGACUCGACAACAAGGUGACCGUUUACCCAAUAACCUCAGACGAGGAGAUGGCCGCUAAGAAGCGCACUGUGGGCACUCACACUAGCUACAUGUCGUGCUGCAUUUACCCGAACUCGGAUCAGCAGAUCCUCACUGGCAGCGGCGAUUCCACUUGUGCCCUGUGGGAUGUAGAGUCUGGACAACUGCUUCAGAGUUUUCACGGCCAUUCAGGCGAUGUUAUGGCCAUCGAUCUGGCCCCAAACGAGACGGGAAACACCUUCGUCUCCGGCAGCUGUGACCGCAUGGCCUUCAUCUGGGACAUGCGCUCUGGGCAUGUGGUUCAGUCUUUCGAGGGCCACCAGUCGGAUGUGAACAGCGUAAAGUUCCAUCCGUGCGGAGAUGCGAUUGCCACCGGAUCGGACGACAGUAGCUGUCGGCUAUACGACAUGCGGGCAGAUCGAGAGGUGGCCGUCUUUGCAAAGGAGAGUAUUAUCUUUGGAGUCAACUCGGUGGACUUUUCGGUCAGUGGACGUCUCUUGUUUGCCGGAUAUAACGAUUACACCGUAAACCUGUGGGACACCCUGAAGUCGGAGCGCGUCUGCCUGCUGUACGGACACGAGAAUAAGGUCUCCUGCGUCCAGGUCUCGCCCGACGGUACCGCCUUGUCUACCGGCAGCUGGGAUUACACCAUCCGGGUCUGGGCUUAAGCUAAUAAUAUUGUUAUCGCUUGUUUUUUUGUUUCAAGCCGAGCUCUAGUCAUUUUUUUUAUUAAUAGAUAAUGGAAUCGUGUAUCAGGUGUCCGGGAUCAAGACGAGGACUACCGACAAUACGGAGAUGGGGAUACUCCACCUGGUUAGUCCAUCUAGGCUAGCAAAUCAUUUGCAUAUGUGGCACGUACGUAGUCCUCAUGCUUGAUCCCGGACACCGCAGUGUUAUGGUUAUUACCAUCUUCCGUACAAUACGGAACCAAUAAAUAAAAUAUAUCUGUGUAACUAAAGUGUAACCAUUAUGCGUAUAGUUAUAAGUUCCUGUUCGAAAUAAAUGUUGAGCUAUACAAAGAA
Molecule: messenger RNA, 1572 nt
Organism: Drosophila ananassae
Lineage: Eukaryota; Metazoa; Arthropoda; Insecta; Diptera; Drosophilidae
Gene: Gbeta5
Product: guanine nucleotide-binding protein subunit beta-5
Exons: 1
Coding region: 142-1218 (358 amino acids)
Biological process (GO): G protein-coupled dopamine receptor signaling pathway; G protein-coupled receptor signaling pathway
Cellular component (GO): heterotrimeric G-protein complex; cytoplasm
Molecular function (GO): protein binding; signaling receptor complex adaptor activity
Source: RefSeq, a predicted model, not a curated record